Messenger RNA from Paramuricea clavata, 12571 nucleotides. The record is from the annotation of a GenBank genome assembly. NCBI's taxonomy places the organism in Eukaryota, Metazoa, Cnidaria, Anthozoa, Malacalcyonacea, Plexauridae.
UGGCAACCAAUCAAAUUCUGAAAAGCCCGGUGGGGAAUCCUAGCAAGAUGUCGAAUUCUUCACAAUAUUUGUUUUGCGUUUGUAGAAUUGAUAUUUUUUGGGCAAGAACGGCUUAGAACAACGAUGAAUUUGUACGAGGAACACUAUUCUAUUAUACUCUAGUGGCUAAAGCAUGUUUAAUUACAUUUCGAAAUGCUUUUCCCGAAUAACGAAGCGAGAAUCGCGGUGAGUUUAUUAAUAGCGUUGUAUUUAUUUUCUUGUGUUCUUGUCUGAAAAUUGGACCGUAAUUUGUGACAUCUGUGUCUUUGUAUUCUGUUGUUGUUGAUGGGUUUAUUUGGUGGGCGACAGGCUAGUAAAUGGUUGUCAAUUUAAAGCUUUUACUACAAAUGAUGGCCAGAACUGGCAUUAUUUUUGUCGGUCUGAUACAACUAGAUUUCUAUACAAGAUUCUAUACAAGAUUUUGUUAAUAUUUGUGUUGCUUUUUUAGAGAGAUAAAGCUGCUUAUGUUAGGCGUGGAUAAUGCCGGGAAAUCAACCAUUAUUAAUGAUUUGAAAGGAGGUAAUGUAACUAGAAUUGUAUGGCUAAAUAUAUACCCAUUCGAGAUGUACAAAUCCGAUCCAAAAUUGACAAUUGAUAUAAUAGUUGUAACUCCAUAUGUCUUUUAUCUGAAAUGAUAACAUGCAGGAGAAACCUGAAGCCAAAGCCACUUCACGCUAACACAGAGUAGAGACAUACAGAGACGUAACUGACCGUCAAAAACACUGCGGAAGACUGCGCGUGCCAGCAAGUUUAACCCAUUAAGCACCAGCGCUCACCCCUUGACCAGUAAAAUUGUCUGGCGUUAGACAGAGUAAAAUACUAAAGUAGCGUGCAUCAGGGUGCAAUGCGACUCAAUGGGUUAACUAGACACAUGGGCAGAUAGGCCAGUUAACCCAUUAAGCGCCAGCGCUCUCCCCUUGACGAGUAAAAUCGUCUGGCGUUACACAGAGUAAAAUACUAAAGUAGGGUGCAUCAGGGUGCAAUGCGACUCAAUGGGUUAACUAGACACACAGGCAGAUAGGCCAGUUAACCCAUUAAGCGCCAGCGCUCUCCCCUUGACCAGUAAAAUCGUCUGGCGUUACACGGAGUAAAAUACUAAAGUAGCGUGCAUCAGGGUGCAAUGCGACUCAAUGGGUUAACUAGACACACAGGCAGAUAGGCCAGUUAACCCAUUAAGCGCCAGCGCUCUCCCCUUGACCAGUAAAAUCGUCUGGCGUUACACAGAGUAAAAUACUAAAGUAGGGUGCAUCAGGGUGCAAUGCGACUCAAUGGGUUAAAGUGAGUCGUCAUCAGGUCGUCUUCCAAUCAGAUGCAUGCAUCUAGUAACUUGCCGAGCAUGUGCAUGAAAAACGUGGGUACACUAGUUACGUCUCUGUAUGUCUCUACUCUGUGACGCUAACGCCAGCGUGCUGACGUAUGUGUGCUGAUUUGUGAUAGAUGUGCCGGAUACCGGUAUCCAAUAUUCGGUAAAAUUUAGACAUCCGGCACUAUCCAGUAUAAAUUUGCCAGAUAUUUAUCGGGCAGUACUGUAAGAUAUUUUCUUACAACCAUGAAACGGAAUUGACUCAUGUAUUACAAUGCAACAGUUGGACUCGAAUCAUGAAGAGAACAUUGAUAUUUUGUAAACAGUGUAAAACUUUCCGCCGUCAAAAUGGGGACAUUUAGUGACAAAGACGUUUAAAUUUUAAAACUUGUUUAUGUAAUGCUUAAAAGUUCUUGUUAUAAUUCACAAAUAGAAUAUUUUUUUAAAGAGCGCUGCCCCCGAUUGAACGCCCCCGCCCCCGAAUGAGCACCGUCAUCUGAAGCUCUGAGAAUUUAAACAGCGCCGCGGCGCUCAAACGAGUAAAUACGGUACUUGAAAUUUCAAUCUUUGAAAAAAUAAAUUCCAUAUGACUUUACCUGACUUCUUGAAUUCAGUUUUCUAUUUAAAUUGACAUUUGGUUUCAAUUCAGAUAAUUCGGUCCAUGUCCAAACAGCUCAAUUGUUGCCGAAUGAAUGCAACAAUUUGCGGACUCGUUUAUGAGCCACUCUCGCGUUACUCCUUGAUAAAUAGAUUUUAUUGCCAUCCCAAAAAUAUGGGUUGAGUAUCUUUAUUGUAAGGUUGAAUGUACACAAUGUUUUGCUCCAAGACAUAAGUUGAAUAGAAUGUUGUUUUUUUGUUCUGUUUAGAAGCAAAAGAGCCAACAAUUCCAACUAUAGGAUUCUCCAGUGCAGAGUUUAAGCUGUUAAAUUUUAAAGUGACGGCGUACGAUGUCGGUGGGGGUCCUCGGAUCCGAGGAAUAUGGAAGGAUUACUACGCCGAGGUAGUUAACAUUAAACCUAUUUUAAUCUUUUGAUUCUCUACACGAUCGGCUGACGCACAGGAUCUUAACCCAUUGAGUCACAUUCUGCCCUGAUGCGCCCUACUUUAUUAUUUUACUCUACUGUCUAAUGCCAGACGAUUUUACUCGUCAAGGGGAGAGUGCUGGUGCUUAAUUAAAGGGUUAACUGGCCUAUCUGCUCAUGUGCUUACUGCUUAGGAUUUAAUAUAUUAGGAGUGUUUCUGAAUUUCAGGGUGUGUUGGCCCAAGGCAGAUCUAGCCUCAUCUGCAAGAAGGGGUACAGGUUUUCCAUGGGGUGGUGCAUGAGGGAGCCUUACUGCCCACUCUCCUCUGCAGUCUGCAACGCUACCAUCCCAACAUCACCAUUAUUGGAGAUGGUCGAAUCUGCAUGUUCACCGUUCUGUUGCAUUUUAUAUUAUCUCUUGUUUAUAAAGUUUCUAUCAGCUUUUUAUCACAUAUGCAUGACUGGACAGUUGCUGUAGCACUGUACAGUAAAUUUGCUUGUUAAAGUUUCUCUGAGUGUAUAUCCACACCGGGCGAGCUUGAAAAAUAUGCCUGUCCACGGUGGGAAUCGAACCUACGACCUUUGGAAUACUAGAUGAAUGCAGAGCAUUGGGCUAGUAUUCCAAAGGUCGUAGGUUUGAUUCCAGGGUUUGAGAUUAGAUUUUUUUGUAGGUAUCCAUCAUGGAUACCAGCAUUUCUAUGUUGGUAUCCAAAGUCAACAUGUGGUAUCCAACUUUGACACUGUAUGUGGAUGGUCCAGUAAAUUAAAAAAAGUUAUGUGACACCACCCGUUCACCUGAUAUUCAGAAUCAAGUUGUUGAAUCAAGAUAUUGAAGAUAAUUGUUUAAGGUGGCUCGAUAUAGUUAUCACGAAAACCCUGCUCAAGAAUCGCGAACUCAAAACCGGGUGACCAUUUUUACGCGCAGGUCGCGGAAACUGAUUAACAAAAUGACAGAACUUCCAAAAUGACCUGACGUAAGCAGCUGCUCGCGCCAUCUCACGUCAUUUCGCGUGUUCUAUAUAGCGUUUUAUGUCAAUUGCUGACGUCAUUAGAAUUUUCCAUUUUAGAAAAACAAUGCGCUAUAUCUCUUCAUUUUGUCUGGUGACCUAUGUUCAAAUUUUGCAUGCUGUAUUGCACCGCUAAAAACUUUCAUUAUACAAAAAAUAAAAAAAUUCUGUAAUGCCAAAAAAAUUUUACCGAAGAAUAUGACAUUUUCGCAUUUUCCAAAAAAAUGGCAUUACAGAAUUUUUUUAUAUUUUGCUAAUUGUUAGCUUUUCGUCCAAGUGCAAUAAUGCAAGAAAAAAAAUUGGGGGUCACCAUGCUUCUUUUCCAAUUAUACGAGACGAUAGGCUAUUUUGGAGUGAAUUUCGUACACGUAUGUCGUCAUAGCAACGAACUAUAUGUUACUAAAACUAAUAUAAUUUGAAAGUAGAGAUAUCGAAAUAUAUAAAAAACCCAAUAUCUGCUGAAUAUAUUCUAAAAAUGCAUAUUUUGAACAUUUCAAAGUGUUGAACACCUGAAUUUUUGAAAACUGUAUCGAGCCACCUUAAGACGUUCGCCAACUCCCGAAUGACAUCCCAUAUUGACGCUAGCCCCAUCUGCUCCAUAUCCGACAGCCUUCUUGUAUAGAUCUUCUUCGCGGACACACCACCAAAAUCCUUUACGGUUUCUUCAAUUACUUUCGUCAUAUUCUCGGCAUUUGCUCGUUCAAGAUUACGCAGAGCCAAGAAUCGAUUACUUAUCUUUCCUUUAUUACAAUGCCUUACAUACAAGAUCUCGGCUUCGCAAACAGACGUGUCCGUAGUACCAUCUGUCAGGAUACUGUAAAAAGGAGUAGUUGACAAUUCCGAAGCUAGUUUAAGACGCUCUGCCUCGGCUAUAAAAGCUGUAAACUUUCGCCCAGCUCGAUCAUUUCUGUAAGUCUCGCCAAGUUUUAUGUUGUGCGUUGUUUCCUGAAGAUCUAGGGCCCACUCGUAGUCCGAAUACGGUCUCCCGUUCUUUGCUAAAGAGUGUGAAACUCGAAACAUCACAGUCACGCAUUUUCUCGAACUCCUUUUCGUGCAGUACUCGUAGUGCUCUUUCAGCAGGAUUUGUGCCCGGUUCGGCACUAAGAGCUUUAACAUUUGCAGCACAUUUAACAUGCCCGCUACUCGUGUUGUGCUUUCGAAGUGAUUUGAUGUGGAAAUUAUCACAUCCUUUAACAAACGCACUUGAUUUAUCUGCAUGUUUAUUCUUCCUGCAAACAUCGCAAAACAUUUUUUUGUUGACUAACCUCACCCAAGGAAAUUCUUUUUGCCACAAUGGAUUGAACUUGCGCUUUUGUUUCGCAUUUGACCUUUCGCUUUGAUCGAUAUUAAUAGCAUCAUUUCGUUGAUUGCCUUGAUCCGUAGGCAGUAUCGAGGUCGAGGAUGUAGUUGACCCGGUAAACUCUUGAACUUCCCCAGAAGCUGAAGGAUUGUCGCCUUUGUCGGUCGGAUUGCGAACAACAAAUUUCCACAUCAUUUAAUUUAAUACUUUUACUACAUUUUGGAAAAACUACAGUAUAAAACCUUUGGGUAAAAAAGCAACAAACACUGAAACAGGAGGCCGCACAAUUUGUAAAUAAUAUGACCAUAUAAGGAUUUCUGGAUGGAUGUUGACAAUUAUAGCCUGACACACGUGCCUAUGUGUAUAUACAACCUUAAUCCUACUUUUAAUUUUUACCGUUUCGAAAUUCGUAAAUUAUGAUAAACAAAUGCUUGAAUGUUCUCGGUUUCUUUUGGUAUAUACAAUACUUUACUUUAUAUAUUUUGUAUUCUUUAACUAAUACAGUAAUAGCCAUAUUUUGGUAUUUCAUCAACAAUUUACUUAGUAUCCAGCUAGGAUACCAAGGUUAUGACAUUUGGUAUCCAAAACUGAAAUCUGGUAUCGUCAGGAUACUAGGAUACUGCAAAUCUCGAACCCUGUUUGAUUCCCACCGUGGCCGGGCAUAUUUUUCAAGCUCGCCCGGUGUGGAUAUAUACUCAGAGUAACAUCACAAGCAUCAUAUUCACCUGAGUACACAACACCAACACAGAAAAAAUCUCAACAUGUUUACAUAUUUAACCAUGAUAUUGAACUAAAGCAUUCUGAGUAUUUUCUUGUGAGCUCACAAUAAUUUAUUUUGUUUCAAGAAAUCGACACACGCUAACAGUAGAAGUUCUGCCAAUUGCUAUUCGAAAAGCACUGGAAAUGUAUGGUCAAGCAGAUUUUUUAGGGUAGCGCUGGACUUCUCUAGGGGGAUUGCUAGACACCACUAGGGGGGGUGUGCACCCCACUGCAUCUUCAUGAUAGAUCAAAUCGAGCGGACUAAUUAAGCUGCAUUGCACCUGAUGUGCUCUACUUUAUCAUUUUACUCUCUCUAACGCCAGACAAUUUUACUUUUGAAGAGCAAGUGCAGUCAGUCAAUGUCAAUGAGUUAACUGAAGCUUUAUAAUAUUCCAGAUAUAUGGUGUGGUGUAUGUCAUAGAUGCCAGCGACCGUGAAAGGAUUGCUGACUCGAGGACUGUUCUACGUGAAGCUUUUUCCGAUUCAAGACUCGCAGGAAAACCUUUUGUUGUGUAAGUACCACAUUCGUCUCUCUGUACCGCAUACAAUUUGAAGUUUGCUUUGAAUUUUAGGUUAACCUUGCGUUAAGCCGAUCGACUUUCGAACAACCAACCCCUAGUACUGACGUAUUGUCGAUUUCAAGUCACUUUUCAACGUGCAGUUCCCAAGUUUGUUGCAAACUUGCCAAUUACGUUUCCAAGUUCGAAAAUUGGGCGUGAACUUCACAACAAAGUUUGCAAGUACAUUUCAAUAUUUGAACUAUAAUUGUAAACAAAUGUUCAUAGUUCAAGUUGAAAUUAACAUUUCAUUGGAUUUCAAGUUAUUGCUCUAGUGGGCUACCAAGAAGGUAUGUAUUUUAUUGAAUUGAACAGAAUGAGGUUCGAACAGUGAGAUGUACUUAGUCUUACAAAAGUCUAAGUAACUUAGUCUUGCGAAGUUUGUGCCCAAUUUCCAAACAUGGAAACGUAGUUGGCAAGUUCGCAACAAACUUAAUUGAGAACCACGCAUUGAAAAGUGACUUGAAAUUGACAAUAAGUAAGUAUCACUCAGAGCCUGUUCAUAUAAUGAGCCAGGUUUAUAUCCCACCUAAGAGCUCAACAACUGGCAUCUGUAACAUGGCUAAAUUUUGAGGAGAGGUGCACACCUCCCUACCCUGGAUUCCAGAGCCUUCGACAGUAAAUAAUAAAUUGAAAUGUCGCGAAGGCUCUGGUUCAACGGGGCGAUUCUUUGAUUAAGCCGCGCCAAUCACAAAACAGAAUUAGUGGUUUUAGUACAGAUUCUGUACUAAAACAACCACUAAUUCUGUUUUGUGAUUGGCGCGGCUUAAUCAAAGAAUCGCCCCGUUGAACCAGAGCCUUCGCGACAUUUCAAUUUAUUAUUUACUGUCGAAGGCUCUGGAAUCCAGGGUAACACCUCCCAGGCUGUGAUCGUUUUGCACCUCCCCUGAAAAAUCAUGCACACUCCCCUUGGGAAAAUUUCAACAAUAGAUCAAAGUGAAAAUUUACCAUUUUUUGAUUGGUUACACUUCCAACACAGAAAAAAUCAUGGUUACACUUCGUAAGAACAUUUUUUUGUCAAAUUGAUAGCCAUUCGUCUCUGUGUCAACUAUACCCCUUUAAUGUGAUGUUUUGAAACAAACUUUGUAAUUGUAAUGAAGGGCACAAUUGGAUGAGUUGUACAGCAGCGAUGUUUUGCUAAUUUUAGAAGUGGGGGGACGGUCUUGAAAAUCAAAUGGGUGUGGUCACUCGAUUGGGUGUGGCCUCAUGCACAGUCAUAGUGAACAAGUACAUACGCAUUAGCUUGAUCUUUGAAGUGGAUUUAGUAUAACAUGUACCUAAAAAACACCUAGCUUGCAUGUGGUAGAUGUCAAAAAGCAAAUAAAACCACGCUGACUUUCGAAUUUCGAUGAUGCAAUUAGCGCUAUGCGAGUAACUCGGCAAACAGGCAACUUUGCAAGUUGAAUAUGACGUGACGUUUUCGCGAGUAACUAAAUAAGCUUAGAUAAUAGAUUUCCUCGAAUUUUUCCCAUUCAAUCAUGUUAAUAUUCUUAUUGAAUCAUUUUAUGUCCCCAUUGAUCAUUUUAAUGUUCAUUUGAAUGUUUAAUUUCGCGAUUGCGCGAGAGACGUUUUCCGCGCUUAUGACUGGUAAGUACUUAUCUGAGUGGACGUCAAUUAUCAGACUCUCGUAUUUUUGUGCUGGUCUGUUAGAAUUUUAUGCAAGUAUAUCAAAUUUCAGGGAGAUUAAAAUAGUGAAACAAUUACGUUCUGAAAUAUGUCUACGUAGGACGCUGAGCAAUUAUUGCCAAAUAUAACACGUAUAUAGAACAAGUGAUGCCAAAAUUAUUUGGAUGGUGUCAAACGGUAUUCACUGAACUUUACUCAUAUUUAAUCCCCGCCAGCGGGAACGGCGUUCCCCCACGUUUGAUUUUGGCAGGGGGGACGCCGUUCCCCUUGUAAAAAAGGUGGGGGGACGGCGUUCCCCCGCGUUCCCCCUGGAAAACAUCACUGUUGUACAGUCAUAAUUCAUUAAAUACACUUGUCUCGUACAUAUGGCUACAUGCAUAUGUCACGUUCUUGACUUUGGCCCAUUCUAAGCCCUAACUUUCCAUGGGGGUUGUGCUGCUGCACCUCCCCUAAAUUUUUUUUCCACCUCCCUCACUAUUUCCACCAAAAUCCGGCCUUGCUCUGUAGCUCAGUUGGUUAGAGCGCUGCACCAGAGUCGCAGGGCUGCAGGUUCAAUUCCUGACAUAGGGCCUUACUCCUUAGUUGCAUUUUUCCUGGUUGGAUGUAAUAAAUUUUCACUUGAUAAUUUCCAUCUUGAUAAUUUCCACAAGAUCCUUCAAUUGUACCUAAAAAAAUUGAGCUUGGUUAGGUCUACAUAUAAAAUUCAAAAUUCAAUUCACAUUAUUAAAACGCUUUAAUAUUGUCUGUUUAUAUUGUAGUGUUUAUUUUUUGUUAAUGCAUUUUCCAUCCCUGGUGAAAUUUUACGUGUGUAGAACAUAAACGUAAAACAUUGUGAUGCAUGCAGAAUAUCUAACUGCGGUAUUUCACAUGCAUGUAGGUUUGCAAACAAGCAGGAUAUUGAUGGCGCAUUAUCAGAAGAAGAUAUAGAGCUUCAAUUUGAACUGGAACAGUUAGCUAUGAAAUGUGGAAGUCGUUAUAAAGUCGUGAGUAUCAAUUUUGCAAUGUUAACAUUCUCUUUGUAUAGCGAAAUGAUCCAGUGUUACUACAGGAGGAAAUUUAAACUAUACUAACUUUAUUUACUGGAUAGCACUGUUUUCCCCGGAGGUCCACUAAGGAUUAUCUUUUAUUGAUUCAGUGAACAAGAGGAAACCUAAACUAAAGUAACUUUAUUUCUACUGGAUAGCUGUUUCAGUUCUAAACUGUUCUCCAUAGAGGUCCAGUAGGGAUCAUCUCUUAUUUAUCCAGUGCUAUUACAGGAGGAAACCUAAACAAAACUAACUUUAUUUAUACUGGAUAGCUUUAUCAGUUCUAAACUGUUUUUCCUAGAGGUCCAGUAACGAUCAUUUCUUAUUGAUCCAGUGUUACUACAGGAGGAAACCUAAACUAAACUAACUUUAUUUAUACUGAAUAGCUCUAUCAGUUCUAAACUGUUCUUCUUAGCGGUCCAGUAAGGAUCAUCUCUUAUUGAUCCAGUGUUACUACAGGAGGAAACCUAAACUAAACUAACUUUAUUUAUACUGGAUAGCGUUAUCAGUUUUAAACUGUUCUCCCUAGAGGUCCAGUAAGGAUCAUCUCUUAUUGAUCCAGUGUUACUACAGGAGGAAACCUAAACUAAACUAACUUUAUUUAUACUGGAUAGCGUUAUCAGUUUUAAACUGUUUUCCAUAGAGGUCCAGUAAGGAUCAUCUCUUAUUGAUCCAGUGUUACUACAGGAGGAAACCUAAACUAAACUAACUUUAUCUAUACUGGAUAGCGUUAUCAGUUCUAAACUGUUCUUCCUAGAGGUCCAGUAAGGAUCAUCUUUUAUUGAUCCAGUGUUACUACAGGAGGAAACCUAAACUAAACUAACUUUAUUUAUACUGGAUAGCGUUAUCAGUUUUAAACUGAUCUCUCUAGAGGUCCAGUGUAAGGAUCAUGUCUUUAACAGCAGUACUGGAUAGCUAGCUCUAUCAGUUCUAAACUGUUCUCCCUAUCAUUCGUUUCUCUUUUCAUUCAAGUUUCAAUGUACAGCAUUACUAAAUGGUGGGCGAAAAGUUGACAGUCAGCUAAAGAAAGGUUUGUAUAGCAUGUCCAAAUUUUUAACAACAAUCUAAAUUUCUAGCUUGAACAUGGUCGAAAGAUUAAUCACAAAUUCGAGACGUUUUUAGUACCGAACUCGCGUUGCCGUUAACACACACGCAUGCAUGCAGCGACGAAUCCAACAGGAAAUAAAUCAUCUCGGCUUUGGACAGUAUCCAGAAACUUUCAAUCCGGAAACAGUAGAAAUUUUGUAUUUGGAAAGACUUCAAUUUGAAACAAUUCAAUGCGCAAAUAAUUACGUCCACCAGUCCGCCACUUUUUCUAGGGGCUAUCCUACUGUAAGAGCUCUCGGCUAGCCUACUGUACGAGCUCUCAUCUUUUAUUUACAACGCCAUGUUUUUUAAUUAAUAUUUUUAAGGUUUAAGUUGGUUGUUGCAAACGAUGAAUGAAGACUUCCCCACGUUACAGGAGAGAGUGCUGAAAGAGAUGGAAAUACAGGUAUUGACAGCUUAUUGUAGAAUACUACCUACUGUAUAAUGGACCACCACGUUUGAGAUAUCUUUUUCAGGUAGUUCAGACACAAACCAUGACAGCUUAUUGUAGAAUACUACCUACACUGGACCACCACGUUUGAGAUAUCUUUUUCAGGUAGUUCAGACACAAACCACGACAGCUUAUUGUAGAAUACUACCUACACUGGACCACCACGUUUGAGAUAUCUUUUUCAGGUAGUUCAGACACAAACCACGACAGCUUAUUGUAGAAUACUACCUACACUGGACCACCACGUUUGAGAUAUCGUUUUCAUGUAGUUCAGACACAAACCACGACAGCUUAUUGUAGAAUACUACCUACACUGGACCACGACGUUUGAGAUAUCUUUUUCAGGUAGUUCAAACGCAAACCACGGCAGCUUAUUGUAGAAUACUACCUACACUGGACCACCACGUUUGAGAUAUCUUUUUCAUGUAGUUCAGACACAAACCACGACAGCUUAUUGUAGAAUACUACCUACACUGGACCACCACGUUUGAGAUAUCUUUUUCAUGUAGUUCAGACACAAACCACGACAGCUUAUUGUAGAAUACUACCUACACUGGACCACGACGUUUGAGAUAUCUUUUUCAGGUAGUUCAAACGCAAACCACGGCAGCUUAUUGUAGAAUACUACCUACACUGGACCACCACGUUUGAGAUAUCUUUUUCAGGUAGUUCAGACACAAAUCACGGCAGUUUAUUGUAGAAUACUACCUACACUGGACCACCACGUUUGAGAUAUAUUUUUCAGGCAGUUCAGACACAAACCACGACAGCUUAUUGUAGAAUACUACCUACACUGGACCACCACGUUUAAGAUAUCUUUUUUAAGUAGUUCAGACACAAACUACGACAGCUUAUUGGAGAAUACUACCUACACUGGACCACCACGUUUGAGAUAUCUUUUUCAGGUAGUUCAGACACAAACCACGACAGCUCAUUGUAGAAUACUACCUACACUGGACCACCACGUUUGAGAUAUCUUUUUCAGGUAGUUCAGACACAAACCACGGCAGCUUAUUGUAGAAUACUACCUACACUGGACCACCACGUUUGAGAUAUCUUUUUCAGGUAGUUCAGACACAAACCACGACAGCUUAUUGUAGAAUACUACCUACACUGGACCACCGCGUUUGAGAUAUCUUUUUCAGGUAGUUCAGACACAAACCACGGCAGCUUAUUGUAGAAUACUACCUACACUGGACCACCAGGUUUGAGAUAUCUUUUUCAGGUAGUUCAGACACAAACCACGGCAGCUUAUUGUAGAAUACUACCUACACUGGACCACCACGUUUGAGAUAUCUUUUUCAGGUAGUUCAGACACAAACCACGACAGCUUAUUGUAGAAUACUACCUACACUGGAUCACCACGUUUGAGAUAUCUUUUUCAGGUAGUUCAGACACAAACCACGGCAGCUUAUUGUAGAAUACAGUACUACCUACACUGGACCACCACGUUUGAGAUAUCUUUUUCAUGUAGUUCAGACACAAACCACGACAGCUUAUUGUAGAAUACUACCUACACUGGACCACCACGUUUGAGAUAUCUUUUUCAGGUAGUUCAGACACAAACCACGGCAGCUUAUUGUAGAAUACAGUACUACCUACACUGGACCACCACGUUUGAGAUAUCUUUUUCAUGUAGUUCAGACACAAACCACGACAGCUUAUUGUAGAAUACUACCUACACUGGACCACCACGUUUGAGAUAUCUUUUUCAGGUAGUUCAGACACAAACCACGGCAGCUUAUUGUAGAAUGCUACCUACACUGGACCACCAAGUUUGAGAUAUCUUUUUCAGGUAGUUCAGACAUAAACCACGACAGCUUAUUGUAGAAUACUACCUACACUGGACCACCACGUUUGAGAUAUCUUUUUCAGGUAGUUCAGACACAAACCACGGCAGCUUAUUGUAGAAUACUACCUACACUGGACCACCACGUUUGAGAUAUCUUUUUCAGGUAGUUCAGACACAAAACACGACAGCUUAUUGUAGAAUACUACCUACACUGGACCACCACGUUUGAGAUAUCUUUUUCAGGUAGUUCAGACACAAACCACGGCAGCUUAUUGUAGAAUACAGUACUACCUACACUGGACCACCACGUUUGAGAUAUCUUUUUCAGGCAGUUUAGACACAAACCACGGCAGCUUAUUGUAGAAUAGGCCUACUACCUACACUAGAUUACCACGUUUGAGAUAUCUUUUUCAGGUAGUUCAGGGUUUGACCCAAAUUGAUUCCAUGAUCGUAUAUUUGUAUUUUAGAAAGAGGCAGACAAAAAGGAAAGAGCAGAACGCAUGGAGAGAGUGAGAAAGAAUCGAGAGGAAAGGUUUGUGGGACAUAUCUCUUUUAUUAUACGGUUUAUAAUGUAUGUUUGUUCGACAUCAGAAUGAUCGUGUUCA